ACGACUUUUUCAGCCAUGUCCCAGGUUUGUCCGUCAUCCUCGCAUCAACUGGUCGCAGCCGCGGUAGCUUUUCGCCGAGCUCGACGUAAAUUUCCGAAAAAUUUUGGUUUGUAUAGCAACAUAGAAGAAACAAAGUUCGAUAAGACUGAAAGCGUCAGCGGAAACGAGGAGCUAAACGAUCAAGAAAAUUCGUCGCUUCCAUCGAGAAACUGUUCAAACGGAAGAUCGAAUCGUGUGGAAGCAAAGGCAUUCUGGAACGAUGAGUGCGGCGAAAGUGGCUCGAUCAAGGAAAACUUACUCAAGAAGCCAAUAAUCUGCAGUUGUUGUCGUAAACGUAACGAUCAAUGCAAUGCUGGAGAUGCACUCGACAUCGUCCCAAGCAAAGAGCACAAUGGGAUCACGCAGAAAAGCGAAUUUUCUAAAUCGGAACAAACAGAAAGUUGUAACGCGAAGGCAAUAAAAAGUUUCAUAACGGAACCUCGAAAUUCUAGUCGUUGUCGUGGCUCAUAUUCUUAUUUUCCAAGACGAAACCCGAAAAAAACUUCCACUAAAUUGGAUUCCGUUAAUCUUCUGUACGGCUACGAUCAGAACGAAGUGGACAAUGUUAAAAGCAGCGACUCGUUCGAGAAACGAAAUUACGAUAAAGACGAGCACGAGUGUAAUGCCGAAGGGAGAGAUCAUAAAUCGUAUCAUCGAAACUCGCAAAAGGAUAACCACCCAUCGUCGUCUAGUAUUUCGCGCACAUUCCGUUGUGCGAAACAUUCGACUCUUGAUCUUCUACGACCUCAUCGGGAUUAUUGGUAUCGUCAGAGUCGUCAUUAUUGCUGCCAUUCUCACGAUCACUGCCAUCAUCGUUGCGACAACGAGUACAACAGUUAUUCAUCAAAGGAAAAGCGUCUCGCGUCAGACACGUGUCUCUGCUCCUCGAACUCCAACAAUCGGAGAAAUUGCUGUUCCAAUGACCAAACCCCGCACGAAUCUAUCUGCAGUCAUAAGUGUUGCGCGAACAAUUCAGAAAAGAUUUCGACGGUGCAAGAGCAGAACGACGAGGAACUGGACGAUUCCGUGGGCACGAUCAAUCACAAGGACUCUUUGUGUAUUCUGGUGGAAAAGUACAAGACUAAUAAAAAGUGCAAGCACAAGACAUACCUCGGCGGCCCUGAAUUCUCGAGCGAACGAACUAAAGACGAAUGCGAUAAAUCGUUCACCUCGGAAACCAGUUGUCAACUGGAUGAAAUCGUGAACGCGAAACAAGGGGAGAAAUAUUCGAGCAGCAAUAAAUGCCGUUUCCGAGACAAUCGUGUGUCGAUGGGGAGAACGUGCAGACAUGGCUGCGGUCCAAUCUUCAGGGAAGGGGAUUGCAAUCAAUUCAAAAACCUCAAGUCUCGUUUAAUAAAGACUGGUACUUGUUGUUCAGCGAAAGGCACACCGUGGAGACACACGUUUUAAAUUCAACGAAGAUUCUUCACUUUGAGUUCCACUUUUUCAUACCAAGUUUUUGUAUUUAUAUCGUUUCUAGUUCGCACGUUCGUUUGCUACUCGUCUUUUUUUACAUACAGUAGCUAGCUGCUAUAGAUGUAUUUAUAUCGCUAUUUAUUGGUUAUUAUUUAUUAAGAAAUUCGAGUUUAACAAAAAAGGUAGAAAAAAAGAUCAUAUCACAUAUAUAUUUUGCCUUUGUACGAAGACACCGCUCUAUGUAUUUAACAAAUUUACAUUAAAACCACUAUAAGAUUUCUGCGUACAAAUUUUCAUUGUAAUUUUUAUCUUCACCCACAAAAAGGGACAAAGAAGUUUCGAACAGUAGUUCAAUUUCAAGGUUGGCGCACCGUCGCUCCUCCGGAUGGUUAUUUUUUAAGGUAUAUUGCGCUAAUAAAGUUAAUAAACUUAUUUUGGAAGUAUAUUGCUUUAAUAAAGUUAAUAAACGAG
Molecule: messenger RNA, 1926 nt
Organism: Bombus huntii
Lineage: Eukaryota; Metazoa; Arthropoda; Insecta; Hymenoptera; Apidae
Exons: 5
Coding region: 16-1449 (477 amino acids)
Source: RefSeq, a predicted model, not a curated record